AUGGUCUCGCCCCUUCUCACCUUCCGGACGGAAACGGCCUCGUUCCGCGAAAACGGCCACGUAGACAUGCUCUCAGCCGCCAUCGUUAGCAGGGGCAAUACGUACAUCUUCGCGGCCGAAUCUCUCAAGAGGCAGGUCGCGAACCCUCACCGGCCGCUGCCUCUCGACGGCGACCCCGAGUGGUUCGGCGAGGUCCAGACCGUCGCCAAGGCGGUCUACUUCACCGCCGGUGGGCAGGAGGUGUUCCGAGACGAUGUACGGGCGUUCGCAGAGGCUGUGAGGCGUUGCAACCCGGACGUGGACUUCAAGCUGGACGUGGCGGCCAAUGAGGUCCACGAUUCGAUACUGCUCGAGGCGGAGCUCGGCGUGGCAGGAGAUGCCACCAAGAGGAUGAGGCAGUGGACUUCAAAGUGUCUUGCGUAA
Molecule: messenger RNA, 423 nt
Organism: Colletotrichum graminicola M1.001
Lineage: Eukaryota; Fungi; Ascomycota; Sordariomycetes; Glomerellales; Glomerellaceae
Product: alpha/beta hydrolase fold protein
Exons: 1
Coding region: 1-423 (140 amino acids)
Source: RefSeq, a predicted model, not a curated record